This is a messenger RNA of Magnolia sinica, 967 nucleotides long. Its product is annotated as rac-like GTP-binding protein RAC2. Gene Ontology annotation, biological process: cortical cytoskeleton organization; regulation of cell shape; establishment or maintenance of cell polarity. Gene Ontology annotation, cellular component: cell cortex; cytoplasmic vesicle; cytoskeleton. The record is from RefSeq and is a predicted model, not a curated record. The transcript has 7 exons. Bases 138 to 728 code for a protein of 196 amino acids. Gene Ontology annotation, molecular function: protein kinase binding; GTPase activity; GTP binding. Lineage: Eukaryota; Viridiplantae; Streptophyta; Magnoliopsida; Magnoliales; Magnoliaceae.
UUUACUAGAAAGGGUCCUGCUCUUUCUCCACUUCUUCCUUCCUUUCUGUUGCAAAUCUGCCAACUUCAAAAGAGGGGAAAAAAAAACAGAGAGAGAGAGAGAGUCUGGAUUGAAUUCUCUUGAGGUGUGGUGAUGAGAUGAGCACUUCCAAGUUCAUCAAGUGUGUGACAGUUGGAGAUGGAGCUGUUGGGAAGACAUGUCUCCUCAUUUCCUACACCAGCAACACCUUCCCUACUGAUUAUGUUCCAACAGUGUUUGAUAACUUCAGUGCAAAUGUGGUGGUUGAUGGGCAGACAGUGAAUCUUGGACUCUGGGAUACUGCUGGUCAAGAAGACUAUAAUAGGCUGAGACCUCUCAGCUACAGAGGCGCCGAUGUCUUUCUCCUUGCUUUCUCUCUCAUUAGCAGGCCUAGUUUUGAGAACAUAGCAAAGAAGUGGGUCCCAGAGCUGAGACAUUAUGCCCCAUCAGUGCCCAUUGUGCUUGUGGGUACCAAACUAGAUUUAAGAGAAGACAAGCAGUUCUUCAUGGAUCAUCCUGGAGCAUGCACCAUUUCAACAGCGCAGGGUGAAGAACUGAAGAAGCAAAUAGGUGCAUUGGCAUACGUAGAGUGCAGUGCUAAGACUCAGCAGAAUGUGAAGGCGGUUUUCGACGUAGCAAUCAAAGUGGUUCUUCAGCCGCCCAAGCCCAAGAAACAGAAGAAAAGACCGAAAAUCUGCUCCAUUCUUUAAGUCGAGUUCUGUUGCUGUUUUGGUUGAUGGUUUCUUUCAUUUGUGUUGUUUGUUGGUUUUUCUUCUUUUCUUCUUUCCAAGGCCGAAUUGGAUUCUUUGAUGUUUGUUAUAGUUUUUGUUGUUUUUCCUCAGUUCUGAUGUAACAAGAUUGAUUUACAUCUGACCACCACUUCAAUGCCACAAGCUCACAUGUUUAGUGCUAUAAUGAAGAAAAUGGAGACAUGAACAUGACCAGAUCA